AUGCGCGCUGGCCUCAUCCGCCCGGCGGGAGCUCGCAGCAUGCAAACGAGGGCCAAUAUGGCUACCGGCCAGCCCUCGGCUGCCGAGCGAGAGCGGGAGCGGGAGCGUGAAAGAGCUCGCGAACUUGACCAGCAGAUUCACAUCAAGGAGGAAGAAGAUCGCCGGCAUCGCGAGGAGGAACGGCGACGCAUGGAACAAGCGCCGCAACACCAAGCACCGCCAGGUCCGCCUGCGCACUUGCAUCAGCCAGUUGCAGUCGGUCCGCGAAACCCCAUUCACGGCCCUAACGGACUGCUAGGAAACCCAGCACUGGCAGUCCCUCAGCCACAACCUCUUCACACACUCGGCGCACCCAGCGGACCUGGAAACGUCUUCGCUGGCGGUCCCGUACAGCCCUCGCAACCGCCGAGCGCGUCCCAGCAGCACGCAGGUCUACUUGCGCCGCCAUACGGACCAGGUGCGCCUGGCCAGCAACAACAGCAGAUGGCACAAGGUCAGCAGGGCCAGGGUCAGCAGCCCAUACUGAACGACGCCCUCAGUUACCUCGACCAGGUGAAAGUCCAGUUCGCUGAGCACCCGGAUGUGUAUAACAGAUUCCUGGACAUCAUGAAGGACUUCAAAUCUGGCGCCAUCGAUACUCCAGGUGUAAUCGGCAGAGUCAGUCAACUUUUCGCUGGUAACCCGGAGCUGAUCCAAGGUUUCAACACAUUCUUGCCUCCUGGGUAUAGAAUUGAAUGCGGCCAGGGUGAUGAUCCAAAUGUCAUCCGCGUGACCACUCCAAUGGGCACGACAGUCAGCAACAUGCCGACCGCGAGACCACUGAGCAGGCAGGACGGGCCACAUGAUGGCACUAGGCCGACCAAUGGCACAUUUACACCGCAACCUGGCUCGCACAGCGCACAAAUGGCCUAUAGCCCAAGUGGCAGACCUGUUGGUCCAGUAGCAUCCGCACAACAACACCACCUGUCGCCGCUUGACGCUGCGGCGCGUCAGCGAGAGCAAGAAGCGAUGCACGCGAUCCAAGAGCGCGGUGUCAACUCACUUCAGAACGCGGUUUCCGCUGCCACUGGAAUGGCUGGCAUUCGGGCCGGUAUCUCGCCUCGUGCGACUCCCCUCCCUGGACAAGGAGACGCAGCAGGAGCCAUCGAUGGCGCGGGACUUGACAAGCAGCGUGGACCUGUGGAGUUCAACCAUGCAAUCAGUUAUGUUAACAAAAUUAAGAACCGAUUCGCAUCCCAACCGGACAUCUAUAAGCAGUUUCUGGAGAUCUUACAGACCUACCAGCGCGAAUCGAAGCCUAUUCAGGACGUGUACGGCCAAGUCACGCACUUGUUCAAGACUGCACCAGAUUUGCUCGAGGAUUUCAAACAAUUCUUGCCGGAGUCAGCAGCGCAAGCUAAGGCCGCAGAGCGCGCUCGAGCCGAAGCGGAGGUGAUGACUUCAAACAUGCGCAAUGAUGGUGCUGGCAUCUAUGGUGGAAGCCCGAUAAUCUCGCGUGAGCCACACAUGGGUACACCAGGUCAAUCCCGCGGACUGCCACCUGUUGGAAACUUUGCGCCUACGCCCGCCUCGACCAAAGACAAGAAGCGACAGCGUGAAGUAGGAAGACAGGGUACUGCGGGUGCAGUUGACGGUGCUCCUGGGCCCAGUCGAGGCCAUAUCUUCCCGGGUCCACCCACUAAGCGCGCGAAGCACAACAACAUGCAGACUGUUCGCCAGAACGAGCAGCCACCAGUAUCACCAACACUGGUUCCAUCUCUUCCAAUGCCUCUCGAGCCGACAACGACUUCCGCCGCGACCGACUCGGAGCUGGCAUUUUUCGACAAGGCCAAGAAGGCGAUCAGCAACAAGAAUGUCUUCAAUGAAUUCCUCAAGCUUUGCAACUUGUUCAGUCAGGAUCUCAUUGAUCGCGGUACCUUGAUGUACAGAGCGCAGGCCUUCAUCGGUAGCAACCCGGACCUACUCAAGUGGUUCCGCGACUGGCUGGGAUACGAUGAGCGCGACAUUCUGAUUGAGAAUAAGCCUCGAGUGCCAUCGGGCAGAGUUAUGCUCAGCAACUGUCGAGGUCUCGGCCCAAGCUAUCGCCUCUUACCCAAGCGAGAGCGGCAGAAGCCAUGCAGUGGACGUGACGAGCUGUGCAAUUCAGUGCUAAAUGACGACUGGGCCUCGCAUCCAACUUGGGCUUCGGAGGAUUCUGGAUUCAUCGCGCAUAGAAAAAAUGUGCAUGAAGAAGGUCUGCACAGGAUCGAAGAGGAGCGACACGACUACGACUUCAACAUCGAAGCGGCUGCUAGGACUGUGCAGCUGCUCGAGCCUAUUGCGACACAGCUUCGCCGAAUGGACGACCUGGCACAGCGCAACUAUCAGCUUCCGCCAGGCUUGGGUGGCCAGAGUGAGACCAUCUACAAGCGGAUAAUCAUGAAAAUCUACGGUCGCGAGAAGGGUCAAGAGGUCAUCAACUCGCUACACCACCAACCUUUCCAAGUCAUCCCAGUCCUGCUGAACAGAAUUAAGGAGCGCCUUGAGUCCUGGAAGAUGGCACAGCGCGAGUGGGAGAAAGUUUGGCGCGAACAGACUCAAAAGAUGUUCUGGAAGUCGCUUGAUCAUCAAGCUGCGCAGGCCAAGCAAAUGGACCGCCGCGCCUUUCAGGCAAAGACACUCCAAGGCGAGAUCCAGGUUCGCUACGAGGAAAUGAAGCGUCAGAGCAACAACUUGCCUGGCGUCAUGCGCGAGCCACAGCUGGAAUUCAGCAUCGUCGACAAUGAGGUGCUCGUCGAUGCGACGCAUCUCAUCCUGGUCCACAUCGAACAGGUUCAGCUUCAGACCGAUCAUCCGAAACUUGUGGACUUCAUUAAGGACUUCGUGCCUCUCUUCUUCGGUCUGGACAACGCAGCUUUUCGUAAGGAGAUCGAGCUUCGGUCAGAGAACAGUGCUCUCGGAGACGAGCUGUUGUCGGGUGGUGAGGAGACUGCAUCCAUCGGCUCGCGUAAGGGUAACGGUAAGAUUGGAGACCUGCGCCGUGCUGCUCUCGAUCCCAGCCGUGGUCGCAAGCCGAAGAGAGAUGGCGACAGCAACGCCUCAGCGAGUCGUGCUUCUACACCGGAUGUCGCCUCGAAUAUCGAUCCAGAUGAGAUGGCCGUGGAAACCACUGAAGACGUUGAGAACAAGGCGGACGUGUCCACUAACAGAUGGUUCGAACACCCUGUCGAGAACAAUAUUCUAAGUGGCGAGAAUGUUAAUCCAUUGGAGCCACAAGCACGAAAUACCUACCGGCUCUGGGCGAACAGCACCAUUUACUGUUUCCUGCGCUUGUUCAUCAUGCUGUACGAGCGUCUACACAAGAUCAAGCUCUCUGAGGCGUCGGUACGAAAAGCUAUCGAUGACGCGAAACAAGUCAAGCCCGCGGUCGAGCUCGGCAUUAUCGACAAGAUUCCGAGUGACUACUUCCAAGACGUCAGUGGUAAUACAUCAUACUACAAUCAGAUGCUGCUUAAGCUUCAAGAUUUCUUGGAAGGCGCCAUCGAAAUGUCUGAAGUGGAAGAAGUGCUUCGGCGAUUUUAUCUGCAAUCUGGGUACCCACUCUACCCAUUCGAGAAGCUAAUCAGCACGCUGGCCAAGGAUGCCAUCCAGGUCAUCAACAGCGACAGCAAGGAAAGGUCUGCGGAGAUCUUCAAUCUCUUUAAGAAGGAUCGCGUCAAAGACACCAGCACUGCCCAGCAGCAGACUGACUAUCGCAAGUCGGUCGAGAAGAUGGUCAAGGAUGGAGAGCUCUACCGUGUUGACUUUGAUCAAUUGGAGAGCAGAGUGCGAAUCUUCGUGACGAAGCGGGACGAGGCCAUUGCAGACGAUGGACUUACAGCGCUUGACCGCGAGACUCGCUGGCGAUACUAUAUCGCCUCUUACUCUUCGCUGGACGACACCGACGGGGUGGAUCAGAGCACUGUGCUCUUGCCCUACGUCAACGACUCUAGCUACAAAUCGUUCUUCGGCUCCGAUUCUUCGGCGGCGGCGGGCGCGGCUGCUGAGGCACGCCGAGCCAAUAUUGACGCGCGACGCCGCUUCUUCGAGUCGAGGAAUGAGGAAAAGCUCAAGAUGCGCAUUGCGGUCAACAACUACCGCGCCUUCUUCCAGGCGGAAAGCUAUGAGACGUGGACCGUUAACAACGAAGAUCGCAAUGGCGGCGAGCAGGGCGAGAAGGAGGCGCAAGAGGUCCAUGAGCAUCGCGAGGAGACGUUGAUGGAUCGGUUCCUCAACAUGAAUGCGGCGAUGAAGGAGAAGAGUCGCGAGGAUGUGGAGAAAGCGAACUCGUCAUUCGCAGAAGUGGUGGAGAAGGGCGUUGCUGGCGAGGAGGAUGAAGAAGGGAGGUCCAAUGAGGAUGUUGAGAUGGAGUGAAGGGGGGCGUGUCUGCCAAUUGCAUUCAUUUUGGGUUCAAGGGAGCGUGUAGGGGCUGGGCUCUAGAGGAUGCAGACGUCGACUCGGGGAGAUCGUAUAUGUUGGCUCAGACGUUGGCGAUGGGCUUGAAGUGCCAUUUCCAUUUGAAUUAGGCACAUGUCUGAAUGAAAGGAAUGUUCGACAGUGAUGGAGUAUUCAGGAGCGCAAGUCCUGUG
Messenger RNA from Pseudocercospora fijiensis CIRAD86, 4607 nucleotides. RefSeq lists its product as uncharacterized. Gene Ontology annotation, biological process: negative regulation of transcription by RNA polymerase II. The transcript is spliced from 4 exons. The record is from RefSeq and is a predicted model, not a curated record. Gene Ontology annotation, molecular function: transcription corepressor activity. NCBI's taxonomy places the organism in Eukaryota, Fungi, Ascomycota, Dothideomycetes, Mycosphaerellales, Mycosphaerellaceae. Gene Ontology annotation, cellular component: Sin3-type complex; chromatin. The coding region runs from base 1 to 4392 and encodes 1463 amino acids.